CAAGAAAAUCAGACUUCCAGAGUCACCUUCACCCUCCUGGGCUUCUCUGAGUAUCCAGACCUCCAGGUGCCCCUGUUCCUGGUGUUCCUGGCCAUCUACACCAUCACUGUGCUGGGGAACCUGGGCAUGAUCCUGACCAUCAGGGUCAAUCCCAGACUCCACACCCCCAUGUACUUUUUCCUCAGUCACCUGUCCUUUGUUGAUUUCUGUUACUCCAGUGUAGUGACUCCCAAGCUCCUAGAAAACCUGAUAGUGGAAGACAGAACCAUCUCCUUCACAGGAUGCAUCCUGCAGUUCUUCUUAGCCUGCCUAUUUGUGGUGACAGAAACAUUCAUGUUGGCAGUGAUGGCCUAUGACCGAUUUGUGGCAGUUUGCAACCCUCUCCUCUACACAGUGGUGAUGUCCUCUAAGCUAUGUUCCCUGUUAGUGGGUGUAUCAUACUUUUGGGGGCUGACAUGUUCCCUCACACUCACUUACUUCUUACUGAAAUUAUCCUUCCGGGGAAAUAACAUCAUUAAUAACUUUGUCUGUGAGCAUGCUGCUAUUGUUGCUCUCUCCUGCUCUGACCCCUACAUCAACCAGCAGAUCAUUUUCUUUUCUGCCACAUUCAAUGAA
This is a messenger RNA of Heterocephalus glaber (naked mole-rat), 615 nucleotides long. The record is from RefSeq and is a predicted model, not a curated record. Lineage: Eukaryota; Metazoa; Chordata; Mammalia; Rodentia; Bathyergidae.